UGCAAUAGAUCAAAACUAAAAAGAAUUCCAACAAUAAUAAAUCAAGCAGUGCCAAUAACAAGCCUUUGGUCAGAAUCAACACAACCAAAAAUGGCAGCAACAACUUCCACCAUUGUGGGCUUGGGAACCUCCUCUCUGUCUUCUCCAUCUCACCUUGUUUCCGCUAAGCAAACUGUCAGCUUGACAUCAGGGUUUUUGAGAUCUCCGGUGGCAGCAAGAAACCCGUUGAGGCUAGCACAAGCUUCGGGAGGGAAGUUUACAUGUUUCGAGCAGAACUGGCUCCGUAGGGAUUUGAAUGUGAUCGGUUUUGGACUGAUCGGAUGGCUUGCACCAUCAAGCAUUCCUAUUAUCAAUGGCGAUAGCUUAACCGGACUCUUCUUUAGCAGCAUUGGAACUGAACUUGCUCACUUCCCCAGCCCUCCUGCUCUAACUUCUCAGUUCUGGUUGUGGCUUGUUACAUGGCAUUUGGGUUUGUUCAUCUGCCUAACUUUCGGGCAAAUCGGCUUUAAGGGAAGGACCGAAGAUUACUUCUAAUCAUUGAUGUAAUCGUACUUAGUACUAUUGUUUAUGUAUUUGUGGAACCCUUGUAUGUAUUUGUGUAUGUUAAUGCUCUUUAAUCAUUUUCCAACCGUUGUACCUUU
Daucus carota subsp. sativus is the source of this 641-nucleotide messenger RNA. RefSeq names its product photosystem I subunit O. Bases 91 to 534 code for a protein of 147 amino acids. The transcript is spliced from 4 exons. The record is from RefSeq and is a predicted model, not a curated record. NCBI's taxonomy places the organism in Eukaryota, Viridiplantae, Streptophyta, Magnoliopsida, Apiales, Apiaceae.